Molecule: messenger RNA, 6501 nt
Organism: Dromiciops gliroides (monito del monte)
Lineage: Eukaryota; Metazoa; Chordata; Mammalia; Microbiotheria; Microbiotheriidae
Gene: RBM27
Product: RNA binding motif protein 27
Cellular component (GO): nucleus
Molecular function (GO): metal ion binding; RNA binding
Source: RefSeq, a predicted model, not a curated record
AUGCGAAUUGACAAUGUAUGUGAUGCAGACCCUUCAGCCUUAGCAAUAGUAGUAGCACUGGUCAAGAAGGACAAACCAGAGAAAGAACUGAAAGCGUUCUGUGCAGAUCAACUAGAUGUUUUUUUACAAAAAGGUAUUCGGGGUUUUGUGGAUACUAAACUCUUUGAAAGUCUCUAUACCAAGAACUACCUUCCUCCAUUGGAACCAGCCAAACCAGAGCCAAAACCUACAGUUCAGGAAAAAGAGGAAGUCAAAGAAGAGAUAUUUCAUGAGUCAGCAGAGGAAGAGCGAGAAGUCAGAAAAAAGAAAUAUCCCAGUCCCCAAAAGACCCGUUCUGAAUCUAGUGAACGAAGGACACGUGAGAAAAAAAGAGAAGAUGGCAAGUGGAGGGAAUAUGACCGGUACUAUGAGAGAAAUGAAUUGUACCGUGAGAAGUAUGACUGGAGAAGAGGCAGGAGUAAAAGCCGUAGUAAAAGCAGAGGGUUGAGUCGUAGUCGGAGCGAAGUAGGUGGAAGAAGCAAAGAUCGAGAUCCAAAAGAAAUGUUGGUGAAACACAGGGAAAGAUCAAAGUUCAAGAGUGAAAGGAAAUGAUUUGGAUAUUCCUAUGUGCCAGUGUCUGCACCACCGAACUCUUCUGACCAGUAUUCCUGUGGGGCUCAGUCUAUUCCCAGCACUGUUACCGUGAUUGCACCUGCUCACCACCCUGAGAACACAACAAGAGCUGGUCUAAAUUACUAUAACAAUCAUAGUUCUUCCAAUUCUUUUGGUAGAAACCCACCCACCAAGAGGCGAUGCAGAGAUUAUGAUGAAAGAGGAUUUUGUGUACUUGGUGACCUUUGUCAGUUUGAUCAUGGGAAUGAUCCUCUGGUAGUUGAUGAAGUUGCUUUACCAAGCAUGAUCCCUUUCCCACCUCCACCUCCUGGGCUUCCUCCUCCACCACCGCCUGGCAUGUUAAUGCCUCCAAUGCCAGGACCAGGGCCAGGCCCUGGACCAGGCCCAGGUCCAGGACCAGGACCAGGCCCAGGCCCAGGCCCAGGGCCUGGCCAUAAUAUGAGACUUCCAGUUCCACAGGGACGUCAGCCUCCACCUUCUGUUGUGCUUCCUGUACCAAGUGAACCACCUAUAACACAGUCAAACUUGAUAAAUAACCGUGAUCAGCCUGGAACAAGUGCAGUGCCCAAUCUUGCACCAGUGGGAGCAAGACUACCUCCUCCUUUACCCCCAGAACCUCUUUAUACAGUAUCAGAACGACAGCCCAUGUACUCUCGUGACCAUGGUGCUGCUGCAUCUGAGCGACUUCAGUUGGGGACACCGCCUCCUCUGUUGGCAGCUCGUUUGGUGCCACCUCGAAACCUCAUGGGAUCCUCCAUUGGGGCCAAACCUCAGUUUUCCAGUCCCACCCCUCUGGUCCCAGAUACUUAUGAGCCAGAUGGCUAUAACCCAGAAGCUCCUAGUAUUACCAGUACUGGUAGAUCGCAAUACCGACAGUUCUUUUCAAGAACACAGACACAGCGCCCAAAUCUGAUUGGCCUAACAUCUGGUGAUAUGGAUGCAAAUCCAAGAGCUGCUAAUAUUGUCAUCCAGACUGAACCACCAGUUCCUGUGUCAAUUAAUAGCAACAUUACCAGAGUAGUGCUUGAACCGGAUAGCAGAAAAAGAGCCAUGAGUGGUUUGGAAGGACCGCUCACAAAGAAGCCUUGGAUGGGAAAGCAAGGGAAUAACAAUCAGAGUAAACAAGGAUUCCUAAGGAAGAAUCCAUAUACAAACACCAAAUUAGAAGUCAGGAAAAUUCCCCAGGAACUCAACAAUAUUACGAAGCUCAAUGAGCACUUCAGCAAAUUUGGAACCAUAGUUAAUAUUCAGGUUGCUUUUAAGGGUGAUCCUGAAGCAGCUCUCAUCCAAUAUCUCACUAAUGAUGAGGCCAGAAAAGCCAUUUACAGCACAGAAGCUGUUUUAAAUAACCGGUUUAUAAGACUUCUAUGGCACAGGGAAAAUAAUGAGCAACCACCAUUAGCACCACCAACUCAGCAGCUCCUCCAGCAGCAGCAGCAGACGUCUCUCUCUCAUCUGUCCCAACAACACCAUCAUCUCCAGCAACACCUCCAUCAGCAGCAGGCACUGGUAGCUCAGUCUCCGCCUUCCACAGUGCAUGGGAGUAUUCAGAAGAUGAUGAACAAACCACAGGCACCAGGUGUAUAUGUUCUUAACAAAGUUCCUGUUAAACAUCGCCUUGGGCAAGCAAGUGGAAACCAGGGUGAUACAGCACACUUAUUGAAUCAGUCUGGUGGUACCACUGGAGAUGACUGCCAGACAUUUUCACCAUCAGGCCAUGCAAAAAUGAUGUACAGCUCCACAAACUUAAAGACAACUCAAAAACUUGGUUCAGCAUCUAAAUCCCAUGAUGUUCAAGAAGUUUUUAAAAAGAAACAGGAGGCAAUGAAGCUACAGCAAGAUAUGAGGAAAAAGAGACAAGAAGUACUAGAGAAGCAAAUAGAAUGUCAAAAGAUGCUAAUAUCAAAGUUGGAGAAAAACAAAAACAUGAAGCCAGAAGAAAGAGCAAACAUAAUGAAGACUUUGAAAGAGCUUGGAGAAAAAAUCUCACAGUUGAAGGAUGAAUUAAAAACAUCUUCUGCAGCUUCUACACCAUCCAAACUAAAGUCAAAGACAGAGGCACAGAAGGAGCUGCUAGAUGCAGAACUAGACUUCCACAAGAGGCUAUCUUCUGGUGAAGACACAACAGAAUUGCGGAAAAAACUUAAUCAGUUACAGGUUGAGGCUGCUCGUUUAGGUAUUUUGCCUGUGGGUCGUGGAAAGACCAUGUCUUCUCAAGGCCGAGGAAGAGGCCGAGGCCGUGGAGCAAGAGGAAGGGGCUCAUUAAAUCAUAUGGUGGUGGAUCAUCGCCCCCGAGCAAUAACAGUUGUGGGCUUCUUUGAGGAGGAGAAAGAUGAAUUAUUACAGCAUUUCUCAAAAUUUGGAGAUAUUGAAGAUCUACAAGAAGAAGAAUCACCUUUAAGUGUUGUUUUAACGUAUAAGUCUAGGUCAGAAGCUGAAAAUGCUGCAAACCAAGGAUCAAAAUUCAGAGACCGCAGACUACAGAUAUCAUGGCACAAACCCAAGGUACCAUCUAUAUCAACAGAAACUGAGGAAGAAGAAGUCAAAGAAGAGGAGACUGAAGCUUCAGAUUUGUUUUUGCAUGAUGAUGAUGAUGAAGAUGAAGAUGAAUAUGAAUCUCGUUCUUGGAGAAGAUGAAAUCUGAUGGGAGCUGUAUAGUUUUAGGAAUUUUGUUUAGAAGAACAACUUUUUAAAAUUAUUUAAAGACGUCAUUGAGCCAAAAAUUUUUAUUUUUUUUUUCUUUUCAACAUAGGUUUAAAGACAGCAAGUUUGCUAUUUAAACACAUCUCAUAACUGUAUGUGAUAUUAAAGCAGCCAAAGGCCUAGUGACUUUUACACAAUUCUGAAGAUCCACAAGAGUCGUAUGGGUGUUCUCUAGAGCCUUAUUUUCCACACCACCUAUUUUCGAUGGUGUGGGAUUAUGAUGUAGAUGACAGGGUGUUUAGAAAUUUUAUUUUGUAAUAUAAUCUGCUGAUAAAAUUUCAUUAAAUGUCAAAGUAGCCUGGAAUCUCGUAACUCUCAGAUAUUAUGGAUGGGGUCGUCAUGGGAGAUAUUUUUGACUAAACCUUGUUUUAAGAUUCAUCCUGAAAGAAAAAUACAAUUUGUUUUAAUUUUUUAAUAUUGGAGGAGCCUGGCUUGUAUUCAGUCUGAAUUUUUUUCAGAGUUUUUAUAUGAACAUAAAUUGUACAAUACAUAUAAUAUAAUCUUCCAUGAUACUAUUUCAAUGUAAAUUACAUCAAAUCCUGUAUGUUCUCUAAAAUGUUAUGUGACAUUGCUAGCUCCAUUGAUGUUUCCAUUCUGUCAUUUUUCAGUCUUAUCUGAACUCUCCCAGGUUUGGACUCAGUUCAGUUCACUUUGCGUUUAUUACUUUGUCAGUAUUGGUUCAAUCCCUGCUCUUUUAAAAUUCUCCAAAUUUGAGACAGUUGUGCCCAUUGCUCCUUUUUUUUUCCUCCCUCUCCUCCCUCACUUCCCACCCUUGCACCUGAAUUAAUAGGCCAAACGUGCACAGUAUUGAGAGAAACUCAUCGUCUGGCUCAUGAAAGGCCGAUCCCUCCUUAAUAAAAAGGCUUUGAACUAAACCAGCACUUGGAACAAUUAAGGAAUGUUUUCAUGGGCAUGGCAAAGGUUUUCACCAUGUUUGUUGGAAUGCUAUUUACAGUUGCAGUUUAGUUUUAAGUAACCUAAAACAUUUAAUGUAUCUCAAAAUUACCUUUUCCUGAAUUUAAACCAUGAUGGAGAAGUUGGGGUGGCGGGUGGGAUUGACAAUAGCAAAUUAUAUAAAUGGAAGGUAGUAACUUGGCUUUGAAUAGAAAAUGAUGCAUUUUCAUAAUUUUGUGGCUUUCAUUGUCCAUGAACAUACAAGCAUCAUUUAAUAGGCAGUUUUCUUCACUGUGUGCAUUUUUACUGUACACUUAUAUAGAGUAGAUUCUAUCUGUUAAGUAAAAUAUAUAUGUAAAUUUAAUGUCCUUGUGUUCUGAAUGUUAGAUGGAACAGUAGAGGAGCAACACUACACUGUACCAACCCCUGGAGGAAUUAACCGUGAUUAAUAUAAAUGGAGUAUGUCACUCAAGAAUAUGCACACCUGCAUUUAUCUAUGGUUCUCAUUCAUUUAUGUGAUGUGAACACUGGAAACUUCUUCUUGACUUUAGAAGAUUCCUGGUGUUCACUUUUAUCAGGGAUUAUGUUUUCCUGUGGCAAAUACUAUUCCUCAGAGCAAAAACAGUCAAGUAAGGAACUUAAAACCAACAGGAUUUUAGAUUUACUUAGCUAUAAGAAAUGAAAUCCCAUAUUUGUAUCAUCUGUGUCUCUUUUAUCAUCCCAUUUUCCUGCAGUGGCAUAUGAAACCAGGAUCCCUUUUAAGUUUUUAUAACUUUCCCUUCCUAAUGAGGGCUUCUCUUUCUAGGUUAUUAUUGUAUUUCAACUAACAUUAAGGCUAACAUGACCUUGUAAAGGAAUGAAAAUACUAGAAUGGGGUACCUAGAAUAAGCAAUCUUGCUCCUCUCCCAUCACCUCUAAUGACAUUUUCUUAAUGUCUGUGGCUCAGUCAGUAUAUAUUUUGAAAGAUCCAUUAUUGUGAAUGUUUUGAGUCCUGACAGUUUAAAAAUGAUAGAGGGAACAAAGGAUUUAUAUAUUUUUUGUAUAAAGUUUUUCUUAAACUGUAUAAUUUUGUAAAUAAUUUGGUUUUUUUGUGUACUAAAACUACCAGCGUAUAGAUUUCAAUAAGAAUUGUUGUAUUUUUGUAUUUGGAAACUGAAGAUUACAGUAAAUUAAUGGAGCUGUAAGAAAAAUUUCAGUAGACUGGCACAGUUCAAAUAGAAUGGGAUUCCUUUUCAUAUGAUUUUUAAAAACCAACAACCCUCUAAACUGACACCUUGCAGUCUCAGUUCAGAGUGAGCAGAUGAGGGAUGUGUUUGGGUUUUUACUGAUUGGGGGACAAAGAAAAGAAAACAGAGAGGGUUAAAGUGAAGAACAGAUAGAGGCUUUCUUUGGUCAGAUUUGAAACCCUUGUAUAAACCUUUUAAGCACGCCCUCCUAUUUCUAGAAUACUUAAGCAUCCUAAAUAGAAUUUCUGGGGAUUUUAGAAAAGAUUUGAGCCUCUCAAAUGAAUUCAAAUACAGGCUGUUUAUAUUAUUAGAAAAUUGAAGUGAUGAUUUAGCAUAAAGUAGCUUAAACUUUUCCUAUAUAAGAUUUUUUUUUUCAAAAUCCUAGAGUUUUUUUUUUUUCUAAAAGCGGGUAACUACUGUGACUAAUUUUUUCUCUUGUAGGUAGCUUCAUUUUAUGAAAUGCCGUACAGCCUCUGUAGUAUAUUCUACUGUUCUUUAUAAUGCGCAUGACAUCUUUAUAAGCAGCUGAUCACUAAAAGAAAAUGAUACCAACCUACUUUCUCAGCUUAGUUUACCAAUGGGUUGCUUCCCAUGCUCAAGAUUCAACCCAGGGAUGUAUAGAGUUUCCCUCAAUUUCUUCAUGUUAUAAUUUUAAGACAAAAUUUUCAACAGCUAAAAUAAAUUGGAAAACAUUGUCCUGUUAAGAUGAAAUAGGUAAUGACAGCGACGGGUCAUUAGUACAAAAAGAAGAAAAAAAUCAUGUGAAAAGGAAUCGUGGUUCCUCUUGAUGUAUAGGAUGCCUGUAUUAUAGUUUUUUCAAAAUUGUGACCUUGUGUAAUAGCAUAAUAGGCGAUAUUGUUGGAUUUCUAACUGUUUAUACAUUUAAAUUCCUAUAUGUAAUGUUUGUUUUACUGAUUACAACCUGAAUUUCUAAGAAGCAUGUUGACUUUUGCAAUAAAGAUACAAUAUGGAAUGGUUCAAAAUUGGAAGAAAAAAAAAAGGCUAAAAAAAAAAAAGUUGGUAAUUUAAAAGAAUUUGGAAAAUUUAAGAACCAUUCCAAAAAUUA